This is a messenger RNA of Xenopus laevis (African clawed frog), 1819 nucleotides long. It is a transcript of the gene pabir2.S, whose product is annotated as PABIR family member 2 S homeolog. The transcript is spliced from 10 exons. The record is from RefSeq and is a predicted model, not a curated record. NCBI's taxonomy places the organism in Eukaryota, Metazoa, Chordata, Amphibia, Anura, Pipidae. Bases 280 to 1116 code for a protein of 278 amino acids.
CGCUCUUACGGCGCAAGUUGUGUUGGAGGCUUGGGCCUGAGCUGCUAUUUAGCUGUUUAGCUUUGGAAAGAAAUAAGGCGGGAGGAGGAAGUGGAGCGGGGUUACGUGUUCCGUCGGACGUUCCCGUGUUAUGGGGCCCUGGUUGGAUUCGGGCUGGAGUCUCUGUUCGGUCGGUGGGGCCUAAAGCGGGUGCCCGAGGGAGGGAUAUGAUCUAUUGAGGGAAGGAGGGGAGAAGCCGGCGCUUCACACCCUCAGGAGAGUCCGGGGAGCGACGCUACAAUGGCUCAGGAGAAAAUGGAGCUGGAGCUGGAAAUGCCGGGGCCCCCGAGUGAUGGGAAUCUGAGGAGGUCCAAUAGCGCCCCUCUAAUCAAUGGACUCAGUGACAAUUCACCGGUGUUUCAGGCUGAUUUUGUAAGAGCACGUCGGAACAGUACCACAGUAGUGAAUCAACAGAGUCUGAUGCCAGCAUCUUCCCCAAUUUGCAUUCCCAGCAGCAGACUUUAUCAGCUCAAAAGGGAAGAAACUUUGGAUGUCAUGGACCGAGAAACGGCUAGGGAAAGGGAAGUGCAAACAUCGAUGCAGAUGAUUGUGUCCUGGGAAGAAAGCUUUAACUUGAGUGAUACUGAUCUCGAGAUAAUAGAAAAAACAUCAUCUCCAAAGCGCAUUGACUUUAUCCCAGUGUCUCCAGCUCCUUCACCUCCAAGAGGUAUUGGAAAGCAAUGUUUCUCUCCAUCUUUACAAAUGUUUGUGAGCAGUAAUGGCCUGCCCCCGAGUCCUAUCCCCAGCCCUACAAGGCGUUCCUCAACCAAAAGAAGCCGGAGUCCUGUCAACUAUAUACGCCCAAGUGCAUUUGGUCCUAUUAAAAGGAAAGGCGAGAUGGAGAUGGAAGUGGAAAAUCAACCCAAGAGACUUUUUCAGGGGACCACAAACAUGCUUUCUUCUGAUGUCUCCCACAUGUCCUACUUCAGCUGCCUGUCUUCAGAUCUUGAAAGCAGCAGCAGUAUCAGCUCAUCAUGGGAUUCUGUGGCAAAGGAAAGCAAUCUGACCAAUUCUCCGGCAGCCCACUCAAGCUCCUUCUCUUCAUUCAUGUCACUGGAAGAUCUUUCCCCAAAGUAACGCUCUGUAGUGGUUACCAUACUUAAUUUUUUUUCCCUUGAAGCAACCACCUUGGACACUUGGACACUGGAGUGGCAACACAUGGCUUGUAUAUCAAUGAAAUUAUGCACUGAUGUGCCCAAAAUUUGCCAUUGUGAUCCAAUUAUUUAUUGAUGGCUUUGCAAUUUUAUUUCUUUUCCUAUUUAUUUAACAGGAUUAUAUAUAUAUAUAUAUAUAUUAUAUAUAUAUAUGAUAUACAAUCAUGAAUUAUAAAUGUUUUUAUUUUGCCCAGUAUGAUGUUAGGUUAAAUAUUACUAUAAAUUUGUAGCAGAACCAUGGUGGCAGUUUAUAUAAGUAAUAGAAUAAAGGAAAACCAGUGUGUAAGGUGCUGGGUAGAACCUAUGUAUGGUGGGCCUGGGUGCACCCCCCCAUACCUUCAGCAGAGGGAGUAAACACCAGAAAAAAUUAACUGCCCAAACCACACGAGUAGAGAAGCAGGAGCUGGAUUGUAGAAGAAGUAAAAUAUCACAUUUUGUUUUCCAUAGUUAAAAGCAAAGGACUGCAGCGUUUCGUUUCUCCAGCCUGAGUCUGGGGACACGAAACAUGUCAGGCCUUUGCUAAUGUAUAGAACAGAUACUAGCUGUUAAUUAUUAUGGUAGCAUAAAUAGUUGCUGAUUUUAUUUCAGACUGUUGUCAAUGGUGUGGAACUGACUUUUGCCAAUGU